Molecule: messenger RNA, 3744 nt
Organism: Candidula unifasciata
Lineage: Eukaryota; Metazoa; Mollusca; Gastropoda; Stylommatophora; Geomitridae
Source: the annotation of a GenBank genome assembly
AUGGAUGACCAAAUCUGCAAUGAUGAAAAUGCUAGUGGGGAACCCAUCAAGAGCUUUAAGAAGAUCAUGCCUCGAAGUACACCUGGGAGUGCACCACUCAAGCCAGUCAAUGAUUCUAGACGACUGAUGUCCUCUCCAAUGAUGAUUCCAGAUAUAGAUGAUACAAAGACCCCACGUACAUCCCCGUAUAUGUACAUCAGACAGCUGGACUCUGCAGAGAGAUGGAUCGAACGCACAAGUGUUGUUACCAAACAAGAUCACCAGUUAAACUUAGAGAAUGCUGGGAGCAUUUUGAUAGGUUUGAUUGACUCUCUGCCUCUCUCUGGAAACAGUACAUGGCUCAGCACUCACUUCGGGGAUAACACUGACAGGGGCAGUUUGAUUGUCUUGAGAUGUGAAGACAACGAUCACCAUGAAGAUACAGAAGCCAGGCUCCAGUUGAUACAAUCCUUCAGUUCUGAAUCAGUGAUUGUAAAUUCUGUAGAACCAGAGCUCAAUACAGACAAACUGCAAGCAGGAGAUGGCAGUUUUGUAGUUGAGAUGGCAAGAAAAGGAGCUGCUGAACCGGUUCAACCUAUUCUUAAUGUGACUUCGGUUAUCAGUGACGAGUCUGAUCCACAGAAAGAAGUUCACUGUGCUGUAGGUGAUGCAGACCCAUCUGAGACUAAACUUCAGGUGAUUAAUUUUCCGCUUAAGGAAUUUGCCAGUAAAACAUUGGAACCUGCAUCAAUUGCUGAUCCUUUCAGGACUAAAGUGCAGCUGAUGAAUUCCCCAGUAAAGGAUAGCAAGAGUGUGAAUGAAGAGCUUGAUGCUGCAGGAGGUGUAGAUACUUUGAUCCUUGAAGAUCAGUUGAUGAAUUCCCCUGACAAUAAAAACCUGAAGCCUGCUAGUGAAGAACUUUGUCUUCCCAAGAGUACAAAUAAUAUCAAGACAAAAAAUUAUCUGGUUAGUUCUCCUGUGAAGAUCCAGGGGGCUGUACAUAAAGAACAGGUUUUGAAAUCUCCUGUCACCAAAGAACAAUGUGACCCUGUUGCCAAUACAAAUCCUUUCAUUUCUAAAGUUCAACUGAUGAAUUCACCUGUAGUCAAACUGCAGGAAAAUGUUACUGAAGUUGAUCCUUCUGUAGACAAAGAUCCUUUUAUGUCUGAGAUUCAGCUGAUGAAUUUACCUGUGAACAAGCAACAGGAAUCUGCUACUGAAGUUGACCCCCAUGUAGACAAAGACCCUUUAAUGUCUAAAGUUCAGCUAAUGAAUUCACCUGAAGUCAACCAGCAGGAACCUGUUACUGAAGUUGACCCCACUGUAGACAAAGAUCCUUUCAUGUGUAAAGUUCAGCUGAUGAAUUCACCUGCUGUAGACAAAGAUACUUUUGUGUCUAAAGUUCAGCUGACGAAUUCACCUGUCAGCAAAGAACAGGAACCUGUAAUUGAAGUUGACCCUGCUGCAGACAAAGAUCCUUUCAUGUCUAAAGUUCAGCUGAUAAAUUCACCUGUGAACAAGCAACAGGAGCCUGUUACUAAAGGUGACACCACUAUAGACAAAGAUCCUUUCAUGUCUAAAGUUCAGCUGAUGAAUUCACCUGUGAACAAGCAACAGGAACUUGUUACUAAAGUUGACACCACUGUGGACAAAGAUCCUUUUGUGUCUAAAGUUCAGCUGAUGAAUUCACCUGUCUACAAAGAACAGGAACCUGUAAUUGAAGUUGACCCGGCUGCAGACAAAGAUCCUUUUAUGUCUAAAGUUCAGCUAAUGAAUUCACCUACUGUGGACAUAGAUCCUUUCAUGUCUAAAGUUCAGCUGAUAAAUUCACCUGUGAACAAGCAACAGGAGCCUGUUACUAAAGGUGACACCACUAUAGACAAAGAUCCUUUCAUGUCUAAAGUUCAGCUGAUGAAUUCACCUGUGAACAAGCAACAGGAACUUGUUACUAAAGUUGACACCACUGUAGACAAAGAUCCUUUUGUGUCUAAAGUUCAGCUGACGAAUUCACUUGUCAGCAAAGAACAGGAACCUGUAAUUGAAGUUGACCCUGCUGCAGACAAAGAUCCUUUCAUGUCUAAAGUUCAGCUAAUGAAUUCACCUACUGUGGACAAAGAUCCUUUCACGUCUAAAGUUCAGCUGAUGAAUUCACCUGUCAACAAAGAACAGGAACCUGUAAUUGAAGUUGACCCUGCUGCAGACAAAGAUCCUUUCAUGUCUAAAGUUCAGCUGAUAAAUUCACCUGUGAACAAGCAACAGGAGCCUGUUACUAAAAUUGACACCACUGUAGACAAAGAUCCUUUCGUGUCUCAAGUUCAGCUGAUGAAUUCACCUGCUGUGGACAAAGAUCCUUUUGUGUCUAAAGUUCAGCUGACGAAUUCACAUGUCAACAAAGAACAGGAACCUGUAAUUGAAGUUGACCCGGCUGCAGACAAAGAUCCUUUCAUGUCUAAAGUUCAGCUGAUGAAUUCACCUGUCAACAAAGAACAGGAACCUGUAAUUGAAGUUGACCCUGCUGCAGACAAAGAUCCUUUCAUGUCUAAAGUUCAGCUAAUGAAUUCACCUACUGUGGACAAAGAUCCUUUCGUGUCUAAAGUUCAGCUGAUGAAUUCACCUGUGACAAGCCACUCUUUCAAUGACCCCUCGUUUCUGGAUAUGUUGGAGAAGUGUGGUAACACAUGUACAAUUAAUCCCAAACGAGGCUCUGUUCUAAUGCGGUUUGAUCCUCUGCAAGAGGUCCGGGAUCAAAACUUUGCCAAACCUGGAAGUCCUGCUCCUGCCAAAAGGCCACCUCGAGUAUCUGAUGCAUUUAACCUGUCCAAAAAUGCUGGUGGGGAUGAUAGUGUCUGCCUGUUUGGGACUCCUCCGCGUGUGGCCAGGCGCCGUACUUUGACCCGCCGCCUCCACAACACCAGAGUGCAGAGCAUAGAGGAGGAGACAGGAGCUAGUGAGGUGGAUGUGAUCUUUGGUCUGGAUGAUGGGGAGGGCAUGGAUACUAUACUCUAUGAUAACUUGAUGCCUCUUGCACUAUCUGAAGCCAGACUAGUAGAUGUUGGCGAGUUGGCUGCUUACACAGAGAGUGAAGUCAAGCAGAUCCGAGCAGAGUUGACCAUGCAUUUCCAAGAGUUGCUGCUGAAGAGGGACAGGGAGUUUCAAGAAAAGCUCAGACAGAGGGAAGAGGAAACAUCACAGGAAGCUGCAAAGUUGAAAGCUGAGGUUGAUGCUUACAAAGCCAAGGUGAAAUCUUUUCAUGGGAGACAGAAGGCAUUAAACGAAGUGAUGAAAGAGUACACGGACACCAUAUCUAAAGUUUUAGUGGUGUCUGAAAAAGAACUUCUGAAGAUACAAGUAAUGGAGAUGAAGACAAGCAACACUCAGAUGCAUGAAGAUAACAAGGAUUUGGAGAAAUCUUUCCAGGAUCUCUUUCACCGCUAUGAAAAAUUGAAAAGUAUCUUGGAGAAGGCUGUUGAGAAUGAGAAGAUUCUCAAACAGACUGUCCUUGAUGCCCAGGAGAAGUGCAAGUCCAGCAAGGAAAUCAACAAGAAAGUCAAAGAGAUGGCCGAGACCAAGAUAGCAGAAUUAGAGGAAAAGUACGAGAAGCUGAGCACUUCCACAAAAGAUGAAAUAAUGAGGCUGGAGGCAUCGGUCAAACGCAAGGACAUGCAGAUUAAAGGGUUAGAGACAACCCUUGAGCAAAAGACAAAAGAGAACAAAGAACUGACAGACCUGUGUGACACAUUGAUCAACAAAGUCUCCUCAUCUUAA